AUGUCCGAACCUACCAAAUCUACCGAAUCUACUAAACCUGCCGAGCCUACCUCUUCUCCCAUCAAGACUCGAAUCGCCAAUUUAUUCCGUCGUGGUAACACUGACGGUGGAGACGAUACCGACACACCUCUACGCGACCUUUUCAAGAAAAAGGACAAAAAGCGUAAAGACGACAGCGUUGGCGACAACCCAGAGGCUCCGGCCGCCAAACGUCCUGCCACUGGGCCACCGGGACUCGGGAGAGCUAUACGUACAUUAUCGUCCAGGGCAGCAAAUCAGAAUCCAGCACCAGGGGAUCCCAGGCCAGAAACCGAGGAAGAUCCCGAGACAAGCCUCCCCACGUUACCUACCACUCCCAGAAGUGCUCGGGUGAUCGCCAGUAGGAUUAGUGCGAGUAUGAAUCCAGACCGAGUUCAGGUAUCAGGCAAAACACCCACGAAGAAAAUGAUCUCGGAAUAUCAAACGAAGGGGGCUGAGUUUGAACGCUGGAUGGCCAACCCGACCAUGAAUACGCCUCCAUGUCCAGUGGUCCAGUCUACGGUAACCAUGGCCGAUUUAACCUGCGACAUUGGCGCCAAUAAGGCAGAAUUUGAUGUAUGGCAAUCUGAGUUGGUUGCGCCACCGAAGGAACUCAGAGAGAAUCUUCAAUCGACAAAUCUUCCAAGGGAUCCGACAAAGAAGACCUGGAUAUAUUCAGUUUUACAGCGCAGUGGGCUAAACAAGGUGUCGCAUUACCAGCAUUACAUCGUGACAGGUGCUAUCGUUGCUAGCGAUAUUCAUAGAAGGAAUACGGGAACCCAGUGGGCUGACAUUGCUAUAGCUUUAUAUAAACAUGCGGCCGAAAUCGACACUCUCCGAUAUAUUUACUACACAACAGUUGAGAAUGAAGAGACCCUUCCACUGGUGAGAAAGGAGCUCUACCCAAGAAACAAUCUUCCUAGUCCCAAUAGUAAAGUUUCUCCUGCACCUGUCGAAACUUGGCAGUUUGGUGCUGCUGGAUUCCGGGCAAUCCUGGGAUCACAACUAGGAAGAGCAACGGGGCGUCUUGUUCUAGCGGCUUGGCCACGAGGUACGCAUCAGAUCUCUAGAAUCCAUACUUGGUUUUGGAGAGAUGAUCUACAUAUGCGGUUCGAUAUUGAGCGUAUUGUACAGAAAGACAAGGCGAGAAAGAAGCCAGGCUUAUUUGAUUCAACAACUACCAAAGGAAAAGGAAAAGGGAAGGGAGGAGCAGCUAAGUGA
Penicillium concentricum is the source of this 1239-nucleotide messenger RNA. RefSeq lists its product as uncharacterized. The coding region runs from base 1 to 1239 and encodes 412 amino acids. The transcript has a single exon. The record is from RefSeq and is a predicted model, not a curated record. NCBI's taxonomy places the organism in Eukaryota, Fungi, Ascomycota, Eurotiomycetes, Eurotiales, Aspergillaceae.